AAAGGGAAUAAAAAAAGAGGUUUAAAAAGGAGGAAUUUUCAAAAAAGACACAACAAAAAAAAACCUUCAUUUGUUCUGUGCUGUCUAGUAGUAACGUUUGCUACUACUACCACCACUUUGAAGAGGUUGUGUCUCUUCUCAUAAAAAACAAUGUCUACAAAUAUGGCGAUGAUCCUCACUUUGGUGAUUUCGUUACUCUUUGCUCAACCCUCUACCUCAAGUCGUGUAUAUGGAACAAACUUGGCAGGAGGCAAGACCAUAUCAACAAGCAUAGAGGUUGGAAGAUUUGGGAAUAAUGGAGGUGAUCCUAGUGUUGGAAGAGUAGUAGAAGAUUCAACAAGAAAAGUCCCAACGGGACCUGACCCUCUUCAUCACAACAACAACCCUUUACGCCCUUAAUUAAAGUUAGCUACUGAUUUUUUUAUUAAGUAAAAGCUUAACUUUAUUAUAUAUCUCUCUUUGAUGGUGAACACUACUGAUUAUUAUUAUUAUAUUAUUAUUCUACUUGAUGUACAUUUUGCUAAAUGGCUUCUAAGGCAUGUUUUGUGCAAUAUGCUUAGCUUGCUUGCUAUUGUAAAUAAUCAGAAAUAGAUAUAUAUUAAUUAGUAAUUAUGAGCAAUGAAUGGUACAAUUAGUAUUAAUUGUAUUUUUUCC
Arachis stenosperma is the source of this 654-nucleotide messenger RNA. RefSeq names its product protein CLAVATA 3-like. NCBI's taxonomy places the organism in Eukaryota, Viridiplantae, Streptophyta, Magnoliopsida, Fabales, Fabaceae. The coding region runs from base 151 to 399 and encodes 82 amino acids. The transcript is spliced from 3 exons. The record is from RefSeq and is a predicted model, not a curated record.